Molecule: messenger RNA, 496 nt
Organism: Haliotis rufescens (red abalone)
Lineage: Eukaryota; Metazoa; Mollusca; Gastropoda; Lepetellida; Haliotidae
Product: perlucin-like
Exons: 4
Coding region: 10-477 (155 amino acids)
Molecular function (GO): signaling receptor activity
Source: RefSeq, a predicted model, not a curated record
UCGACUGCAAUGGCUCCUCACCACGUACUCACUCUGAUGGUUGUCGGUUUCGGGCUGCUGACUCAAGUGCAAGGAGACCGAUGCCCCCUUGGGUUUGUCAGACAUAAAACAUCAUGCUACUGGUUCUCCACAUACAAGGGAUCCUUCCCGGAAGCUCGGUCCAUGUGCCGAUAUUUGAGGAGUGACCUUGCCAAGGUGACAAGUAAAGAUGAGGAUGACUUCCUCAGGCAUUUUGCGCUGGUUCGGGGAAAAGCCCCAAAUUACUUCCUGGGUGGCAGUGACUUCCGCCAGACCAGGAGGUGGUCGUGGAACGGGGAAGAACAGCAGAUGACCUACACCAACUGGGGACCACGAGAACCAAACAACCCUCUCACUCAACAUUGUAUUGUCCUCUCGAAAGCUUACAAUUACCAAUGGGGUGACUAUUUUUGCCACUAUGCAAAUAACUUUGUUUGUGAAUGUCCAGUUUUGCAAUAAAUCAUAUCUGACAUGACAA